UUCCAAAAUUUUUGGGAAUAUUAAAAUCAAAAACAGACGCAAGUCGAAUGUGGCUUGGACCAUUGCUGCUUAUUUCUAUCAAAAGUGCUAAUGAUAUUGAGAAACUAUUAUCGUCAAAAAAACUAACACAAAAAUUAGAUAUUAUUUAUAAUCUAUUAAAAUCGUCAUUUGGUUAUGGACUAAUUGCAUCUUCGGGUGAAAUUCAUCAGAAUAGUCAUCGAUUAAUUCAACCUACUUUGCAUCCGACUGUUAUAGAAACGUAUAUACAAGUUUUUCAACAACAUGGUGAAUUUCUAGUGGAAAAUUUACGAGAAAACGUUGGCACAGGGACAUUUAAUGUUUUAAGAAAAGUGAAUUUAUGCAUGAUUAAAGUUGUUUUGGAGACUGUGUUGGAUAUCAAAACGAGUCCCGAAAUUACGGAUGAGUUACUUAAUGCUUUAAUCAGAUUUAGAGAUAUAUUUUAUACUAGAGUGUCGAGACCAUGGAUGCAUGUCGAAUCUCUUUUUAAAUUAACGUCCUUAGCUAAAGACGAAGAAGAAACUACCAAAUUUUUUCGAGGUUUCAUUAGAAAUGUGAUUAAAAUGAAAAAUAUGGAAUUAAGUAUGAAUUCUGAUGAUUUAGAAUAUACUUCGAAUUCGAAACGUAAGAGUACUUUGUACUUUUUACUAAGAAAAAUUAAGGAAAAUCCGAAUGUUAUGUCAGAAGAGCAAUUAAUAGAAGAUAUUUCAACAUUAUUUUUAGCUGCUGAAGACACAACACACGUACAACUUUGUUUUUCUAUUUUAAUGCUUGGAAUGCAUCCACAUCUCCAGGAAAAAAUUUAUGAAGAAAUACAACAGGUUUUGGGAGAAUCAACUUCAUUUACCAUAUCAGAUUUAAAUCAAUUAUGUUAUUUAGAAAUGUUCCUAAAGGAAGGCCUUCGAUUACUUCCAAUUCCUAUGACUGCGCGUAAAGUGACAGAAGAUUUUCAAUUUGAAAAUUUUGUUGCACCAAAAGGAUGUUACGUUGUAAUAAAUGUAUACGAAUUACAUCGUCAUCCAAAAUAUUGGGAAAAACCAAAUGAAUUUUAUCCUGAACAUUUCACACCAGAAAAUGUAGCUAAACGACAUCCAUCGGCAUGGAUACCGUUUAGUGGUGGGCCACGUCGUUGUUUAGGCGGAAAAUAUGCAAUUAAUUUAUUGAAAACGAUUAUAAUUAAUUUACUUCGAAGUUAUAAAGUUGAAGCAGAUGGAACUUUACAAGAUUUGAUAAUUACUGGUGAUAUGGCCUGCCGUAUAAAAGGAGGUUAUCCAAUACGUUUGAAGUAUCGUAAAUAAUUUAUUAUGUAAUUUUGAAAAUUUUAUUUUGUAGUUAAGUUGAAAUAAAUUUGAUAAUUUGUAGCUUUAUUAUUAUGAAAUUAUCUAAUUAGAUUGUAAUUUUUGCUGAUUAUGAGGUAAAUUUUAUCAUUAAUCCACGACUAAAACGAGGGGUGUUUUAACUAUGUACUAUGUUUCAAGAAAAUUUACAAACUUUAUCGCUUAAAACGGGUGCCACAUUUGUGUGUGUUUUUUUCCUUAAAUACUGAGGCAAUAAGGG
Messenger RNA from Chrysoperla carnea, 1575 nucleotides. RefSeq names its product cytochrome P450 4C1-like. The record is from RefSeq and is a predicted model, not a curated record. Bases 48 to 1316 code for a protein of 422 amino acids. The transcript is spliced from 9 exons. Gene Ontology annotation, molecular function: oxidoreductase activity, acting on paired donors, with incorporation or reduction of molecular oxygen; heme binding; monooxygenase activity. NCBI's taxonomy places the organism in Eukaryota, Metazoa, Arthropoda, Insecta, Neuroptera, Chrysopidae.